AUGGAUCCAGGAAAUAUUGCAGAUGUGAUUAAAUCUCUCAUGGGAACUAUAGGAAAACCAAUUGGGUCAAAUGAAUACCCAAAGUAUCCUAUGGAUUACCAGAUUUCAAGCGAAAUGAACUUUUUAAAUGUUCAUUAUCCAGGAAUUUCGCAAGAAAAGAUGAGAGCAUUUGAAAUUGGUAACAAAGCAGAUACCGCCCUAAUCCAAGGUUGCAUUAGUGAUGCAAAUGAAAUGGCUUGGAAAGCGAUUUCACUUGAUGGAAAUGCAUGGGACGCAUACAGAGUACUUAUUUGCUCACUCGAAGCAGAUAUUAACUCAGAUUAUCUUACUCAGAUCUUGGCUGCCAGAGAACUCAUCCGUGUUGAACGUGAAAUUUUCAAAGAUAUUUGA
Molecule: messenger RNA, 390 nt
Organism: Trichomonas vaginalis G3
Lineage: Eukaryota; Parabasalia; Trichomonadida; Trichomonadidae
Exons: 1
Coding region: 1-390 (129 amino acids)
Source: RefSeq, a predicted model, not a curated record